AUGGGUGAGGAAGAGGAUGAAGUGGUGGCUGGCGAUGGCAGUGGGGCCAUCAACGUUCGUAGAGGUUGGGACAAUGGGGAUGGUAGGGGGUUUCAAGGUAGAAAUGGGGUUAGGGUUUUUGCAGUAGAUAUGGUGGGUGUGGAAUGUGUUAGGCCAUUAGCAUUCUUUGUUGAAUUUUUGUUCUCUUCUGGUCUUGUUUUGAAAGGGCCUUGGGUUUUACAAGUGGGAAUAUCUCUAUACACAGAUGCAUUUGGUUUGAAAGGGUGUGCUAAGAUUUCAAGGGUGGCCCCGAUGAAAGGAGAGUCUAAUGUCCAGUGGAGGAUAGAUUGA
This is a messenger RNA of Fraxinus pennsylvanica, 330 nucleotides long. The record is from the annotation of a GenBank genome assembly. NCBI's taxonomy places the organism in Eukaryota, Viridiplantae, Streptophyta, Magnoliopsida, Lamiales, Oleaceae.